This is a messenger RNA of Daucus carota subsp. sativus, 1118 nucleotides long. RefSeq names its product probable methyltransferase PMT1. Bases 332 to 871 code for a protein of 179 amino acids. Gene Ontology annotation, molecular function: methyltransferase activity. The record is from RefSeq and is a predicted model, not a curated record. Gene Ontology annotation, cellular component: endosome; trans-Golgi network; cytoplasm. The transcript has a single exon. NCBI's taxonomy places the organism in Eukaryota, Viridiplantae, Streptophyta, Magnoliopsida, Apiales, Apiaceae.
AGUGAAGAUGAAGAAGCUUGGGUCUAGGUUGUCCUGUUUUUUUAGUUUGUUUGAUUGAAUUUUAGUUAUGACUUGGCAUAGAACUUGUACUUGGAGUUUGUUUAUGCAGGAGUUUAUGUAAUUGAAGCUAGUUUAAUCAUACUCCGGUGUUAUUGACUUGUUAGUACCGAGAAUAAGCACACAUUACAAGUGUACGUGGUGUUAUUAUUUAGGGCUGCCGAAUUUGAGUGCAGAUAAAUAUGUUUGGUCUUUUAUUAGUUCAGUUUUACGAAAUCUGCAGGCAGUGAUCGGGUAAUUAGUUCUAAAAUUAUUUUCUAUAAGGUUUAAGAAUAUGUUAGACUUAAGGAGGGAGAAUUACUGGAAUCUAUUGAGUCCAAAGAUUUCAACCGACACAAUUCGGAAUGUGAUGGACAUGAAGGCAAACAUGGGUUCAUUCGGAGCUGCUUUGAAGAACAAGGAUGUGUGGGUGAUGAAUAUCAUCUCUGAAGAGGGACCAAACACUCUUAAGUUGGUCUAUGACAGAGGCCUGAUCGGCUCAAUUCAUAAUUGGUGUGAAGCCUACUCAACAUACCCCAGAACUUAUGACCUUCUCCAUGCCGGGACUGUGUUUUCGGACAUUGAGAAGAAAGGCUGUAGUGGUGAAGAUCUUCUAAUUGAGAUGGAUCGCAUCCUCAGGCCAACUGGUUUUAUAAAUAUCAGGGAUAAACAGCAUGUUAUUGAUUUUGUUAAGAAGUAUCUAACAGCAUUGCACUGGGAAGCAGUGACAGCUGCAGAUACCUCUACAGAGGUGGACCAAGACGGAGAUGACAUUGUAUUUAUUGUCCAGAAGAAAUUGUGGCUCACAACCGAGAGCCUUCGAACUACAGAGUAAGGGAAAAUGAUCCAACUCGAUGUUCAUGCUAUACUCGGAGGCCUGACAAGCAGAUCAGAAGGUUAUAUGGGAUUAUUGAAUUUAAUUUUGUAGCAUUACACAACAUUUGUUGUUUCAUUACUGCCUUUUGUUUUAUUCAUUACAAACUUCUGAGAUAGAUGAUAAAUUAUUGUCCACACCAGCGACUAUAGGUGAUUCUUCAUUGUUUACAAAAAAGAAAAGAAAAGGAGAGAGUGAAUGGGUAUGA